AUGGCGGAAACCCAUGUGGUCUCCACUUCUCACGCUGCCUGUGUUUUUCUGAUACGCAAAUCGUUACGUUCACAAUCCGCGCGCGUAUGCCUCGUUCUCCUUUCCCAACCAGAUUUCUUACAACUACGAACCCUCUGGCUUUCACUCAACAAUCUCUUCCUCAUUUCAGACUCCGAUCUCCACCUUGUAGGGGUAGAUGAGAGACAUAAAUGUCAAGAUCUCAAGGGGACACUCGGAGUAGCUGCUAGCAUUGACUUGCAAAAGGAUAGAAGUCUGCCAAUAUUGAAGCAUUCUAAUGUGGCGCCACAUUCAGCUAGAGUGAGGCUUGUGGCUAUGUUGGAAACUGUUCAGGAGAUUGCCAUCUACAUUCAUAGAUUUCACAAUCUUGACCUUUUUCAGCAGGGAUGGUAUAAAAUUAAGAUUACUGUUAGAUGGGAGGACAAUGAAAAAAUUUCCCUAGGAACUCCAGCUAGAGUUGUUCAAUACGAAGCUCCUGAUCUGGGCUCUGGUAAUUUAUAUGGUAUAUGGAGAAUUGAUGAUGCAGACCACAGUUUCUCAACACAUCCCUUUCAGAUAAAAUAUGCUAGACAGGACAUUCAUUUAUGUAUGAUGAUCUCGUUCGUUUUAUCUCUUGGUAAAUUUGAGGGUUUACUGGCAACUGCUGCUGUUUUGAAGUUUGAACUGAUGUUUGCUCCUAAUUUGGAGGAUGGUGUUGGAUUGCAAGCUUCUCUGGAUGCUUCCCCUGCAGCUGUUCAUGAAUUUCGCAUUCCUCCAAAAGCCCUUUUAGGAUUACAUUCAUAUUGUCCUGUCCAUUUUGAUGCCUUGCAUGCAGUGCUUGUUGAUGUAAGUGUACAUGUCAGUCUACUGAAAGCUGCUUCUUACAGGUCUGCUUUGAAGGUAGCAAGCAAUUCUGGCAGUUCUGGAGGGAUUGCUGAUGAAAGUUAUGACACAUUGAAUCCAGGAAUACAGGUGGUGGCGUCAUGUACACUUCUUCCUUUAAGUCUCCAUUUAGGAAUGCAUUCUUUACAUCUAACUGAUAUAAUGGCCAAUCAAGCAUCUGGGUUUCUUCCAAAGUGCAAUGGGAAGAUCCAAAUCUUUUUCUACUCCUCCUGGCUGAUCACAGUCAGUAAUAUCUUCUUGAGAUUCAGGAUUGGUCAUUGGUUCAGAAUCAUGGUCAGCUUCGAGAACUUCGGUCUGGUACAUUAUCUAGUUCAGGUUCAAUUGUUGACUCACCAACUUCAAAUGGAAGUUUUAAUGGAGGUUCAUACUCAUAGGGUAAUUCUAAUUCAGGUUGGAAAGAGGAUUCUAAAGAAGGCUCCAAGUCACUCACACUCUCCCCUUGAGUUGGAGACUUCAGAUAAAAGGAUUCAUCUUCAUGGAAGUUCGGCUAGGUCCUCAAAGGUCACUGUGAAUAGUGGUGAAUGGUUGGGAAGGUUGGUAAAUAUUGCAAGAAAAAGUGGUUCUAUGGAGGGAACUGCUGGGUGGCUGGAUGUAAUUGAGGUGUCAUGGGCUGGUCAUCACUCUUUUCUGUGCCAGUGUGAUAACCACGACCCCUUGGCUUCUUUGGUUUCCAGUUUAGGGGUGGGUCUAUUCUUCUGGCCUCUUGGAUCUGCACUUUUAGUGACAAGUGUUGAUGGUUCAGGUGCAGUAAUGGUCCCCUUAGCAUCAGUUUUCAGCAUAACACGCCGACAUGCAUCUUCACGUCUUACUUCAGCAAAUGCUUCACGAACAGAUGGUAAUGGUACGAGACUCAGGAUCCUCCCCCUUACCGCAUCAAGUUCUGGAUUGAGUCCUGCUAUGAACUCAAAUAGCCUUUCUUUAUCAAUGCGUUUUUUAUACUGGGCAGCAUCCUCAGCACACUUCCAGGAAGCAAGUGGGGUUACUUCUGAGGUUGCAAAGAAUGUUGCAGUCGUUAAAGCACUACUAACUUCUUGUGAUAUAUGUCUUAAAGAACUACAAAAAAUCAGCAAAGCAGUUGGGCGAGCCAUUGACUUUUGUGAGUCAAAAAUGAAUAAUCCAACGUUAGUAACUUCUAUUCUGCAAGCAAAGCCGCUGGAAGCAGAUGUUGAAGUUUCAGGAGAAGGCAAGCCACAAAUUGUUCUUGAGAGAGGAAAUGGUCCUCUGGAUCUUCAUAAUGCUGAAGUUCUUUGUUCCUUAUUCAAGAGUGAACUGAUGGGUUAUUAUCAUUCAUUUGGAGAUCAGUCCAUGUAUUUAUGGAGCAUGUUUCUUAAGUUCCACAAGGAUAACAAAAUGAAGAUUCUCGAGUUUUUACGUGAUGUAUGGGCUAAGGAUCGGAAAGCUGAGUGGUCAAUAUGGAUGGUGUAUUCUAAGUUUGAGAUGCCUCGUCGUUAUGUAAAUAGUGGUAGUGAUGAAUCUUCCCGCCGUGGUGUACAUAGAAGAACUGCCAGUUCAUGGCAAUUACCUGAUAAUCCUCCUCAAAUUGCAGCUACAUGUGCUGAUCUUCAUCGAAAGAGCAUUGCACAGAUGAGGAUCAACAACCGGUCAAUUCAAGAUAUGUAUAUCUUUGGAGAUCCUUCAAGAGUACCAGUUAUGAUUGUAGACCGUAUGAUGAGCACACCACAGCGUACUAAAAGUGAAAAUUCAUACCUAAGACAUGUUAAACUUCUAGAAUCACUUACCUUACAAACUGACAGCUCUAUCACUGUAGACAAGAAAUCCACACCACAGAGUAAUUCUCGUGUGUUAAAGAUUGUUGUCUUUGUGCAUGGAUUUCAGGGGCAUCAUCUGGAUCUACAGCUUAUCCAAAAUCAAUGGCUGUAUGAUCCCAAGGCUGAAGUUCUUAUGUCCAAGGUUAAUGAGGAUAAAACAUCUGGAGAUUUCAGAGAAAUGGGACAAAGGCUAGCUCAAGAAGUUAUAUCUUUUGUUAAAAGAAGAAUGGACAAAGCAUCAAAACAUAGGAAUUUAGAAGAUAUUCGGCUAAGUUUUGUUGGACACUCUAUUGGUAACCUCAUUAUAAGAACCGCUAUUGUAGACAGCAUGAUGGAGCCAUUUCUAAGACUUCUUCAUACAUAUGUUUCUGUAUCUGGUCCACAUUUGGGGUAUCUCUAUAGUUCAAACUCUUUGUUUAAUUCUGGAUUGUGGCUUUUGAAGACACUGAAAGGCACACAAUGCAUUUAUCAGUUGACUUUCACCGAUGAUUCAGAUAUCCAAAAUACCUUCCUCUAUAAACUCUGUAAGCAGGAGACGUUGGGCCACUUCAAACAUAUUGUCUUGUUAUCUUCUCCUCAAGAUGGUUAUGUGCCCUACCACUCUGCUAGAAUUCAGUCAUGCCAAGCUGCUUCAAAUGAUAAUUCAAAGAAGGGAAGAGCGUUCAUGGAGAUGCUAAAUAGUUGCUUGGACCAAAUCCGUGCCAAUCCCUCUGAGCGUCGAGUGUUUAUGCGCUUUGAUGUUAAUUUUGAUACCACUGCCUAUGGCAAGAAUCUGAACUCCUUCAUAGGGCGAGCCGCUCAUAUAGACUUUCUGGAAUCUGACGUUUUUGCGAAGUUCAUAAUGUGGUCUUUUCCAAAGCUUUUUCGAUAG
Molecule: messenger RNA, 3540 nt
Organism: Prosopis cineraria
Lineage: Eukaryota; Viridiplantae; Streptophyta; Magnoliopsida; Fabales; Fabaceae
Source: RefSeq, a predicted model, not a curated record